Molecule: messenger RNA, 1377 nt
Organism: Lolium perenne
Lineage: Eukaryota; Viridiplantae; Streptophyta; Magnoliopsida; Poales; Poaceae
Product: myb family transcription factor MPH1
Molecular function (GO): DNA-binding transcription factor activity; DNA binding
Source: RefSeq, a predicted model, not a curated record
AGUCAACAAACAAGUACUUCAAAAAACUAUAGUACCGGCUUCGAGUUCAUCAUUGUUUGGCCAAACCAAGCUCUCUUUCUCUCUCUCCCUCUACAUAUAUAGUUACUUGAUUCUGCAGUUGCAUCAAUCGUCGUGUGUGUGGCUUGGGAUCAGAUCGAAUUGACGAGCUCUAGCUGCAGGCACUACGGGAGAGACGCAGUGUGCCGACGGUGACUGUGUGCCGACGGUCAGCUCCGUCGCCGGUCGACGAGCGCUUCUGUGCCGACGGCCCCGACAUUUGGCCGUGAGGCAGAGAGGAAAAAUAUGAGAGGGUUCGAAAGGAGAGGCGUCCGGCAGUACAACCGAUCUGACGAGCCACGGAUGCGGUGGACGGAGGAGCUGCACCGGCAGUUUAUCGAGGCUGUCGACUGCCUCGGCGGUCCAGAUGAGGCAACACCGAAGCGAAUUCUUCAGCUUAUGGGUGAGAAGGGAGUCAGCAUAUCUCACAUCAAGAGCCAUCUUCAGAUGCACCGAUCAAGCUCAAGCAACAACAGUAACAACACGGACACCCCGGCCAACGUGUUUGUGGAUCGUCAUCAAGAUCAAUGCGUCGAUGAUGAGUCAAAAGAAUGGAACCAGGCAGCUGCUUCGGACAUGAGCAACGCUUCUUGUAAGGUGCGUCGCUGUCGCGGCACCCACCACCACUCGACCUCGCCGCCUUCACUACAGGAAUGGGGCUAUAUGCCGGGGCCGACGGCCGCGCUACGCCGAGUGUCGAAAGGGCAGGCUGGCCUGGCCGGGCCAUACGCCGACGGCCCCGACUUUUGGCCGUCGGCGUAUAGCCUGGCCGUCGGCGUAGCCUCCCAUUCCUGCAGUGCUUACCAAAUACCGUCCAUCGAGGAAGUUCUCAGAAGUUGGGAGCAGAGUAGAGAGCGCCCGCCAUGGAACUCGAGCAUGCUAAUCACCACAGAGAAGGCGAUCGGCUGGCCGUGUCACGCUGAUUGCAAGACGCGUCAGAAGAAGCAGACGGCGGCGGUGUGUGACCUGACGCUGUCCAUCGGCGGCCCGGGGGAGGAUGAGGCGGACGCGAGCAGCGACAUUGACGGCUCGAGCAUGACUACUGAGGAGGCCGCCGCGCCGGUGAGGGAUCGAGGAGCCCGUGACCUCCACCGCUCCACUUGUCUGAACCUAGACCUGAACCUCGACCUCGCCGUCCCAUCUUCUUGGCUCGCCUGACCUGAGAAGCUGUGCUACGCCCUAUGUAAAUGCGUAGAGCUGUCUUUGUAUACAUCGUAUGUACAUAUCGAUGUAUAUAUUGUAGAUCGUACGUGCUAGCAUUAUUUCGAAAUAUUUUUUGAUAGCCAUAUCAUUUGAGAGGAGUAUGCCACUAUACAUGCA